CUGGCGGAGAGGCGGCGGGCCGAGCGAACGAUGCCGAUGCCGGCGCCAGGGGGCGGCCGCUGCGCGUCCAGCCCAGCUCUGAAGGCUGACCAGCUGCUCCUUUCUGGGCUGCUUUGCAGAUGUUGAUCAUCUACACAAAUUAGAGUCUCCAUGGCCCGGACGUUAUCUAAAAAUCAUUUUGAGUAAAAGAUCCGUUGAGUAACGUGAUCACAGCAUCAAGAUGGUGGGAAAACUAAAGCAGAAUUUAUUAUUGGCAUGUCUGGUGAUCAGCUCGGUGACUGUGUUUUACUUGGGGCAGCAUGCCAUGGAGUGUCAUCACCGAAUAGAGGAGCGCAGUCAGCCAGUCAGACUGGAGAACGUCAAGGCCACCCCCAGAACCGGUUUGAGCCUUCAAGCCAACAAGACUGUCACCUACCACAAGGACAUGCCUUUAAUCUUUAUCGGGGGAGUGCCUCGGAGCGGGACCACGCUCAUGCGGGCCAUGCUGGAUGCCCACCCCGACAUCCGUUGUGGAGAGGAGACCAGGGUCAUCCCUCGAAUCCUAGCCCUCAAGCAGAUGUGGUCCCGGUCCAGCAAAGAGAAGAUCCGGCUGGAUGAGGCUGGCGUCACUGACGAAGUGCUGGAUUCUGCCAUGCAGGCUUUCUUACUGGAGAUUAUUGUGAAGCAUGGGGAACCAGCCCCUUAUCUGUGUAACAAAGAUCCUUUUGCCCUGAAGUCACUGACUUACCUGGCCAGGUUAUUCCCCAAUGCCAAAUUUCUUCUUAUGGUUCGAGAUGGGCGUGCAUCUGUACAUUCCAUGAUUUCCCGAAAAGUCACCAUAGCUGGAUUUGAUCUUAACAGCUACAGGGACUGUUUAACAAAGUGGAACCGUGCCAUAGAGACCAUGUAUAACCAGUGUAUGGAAGUUGGGUAUAAAAGGUGCAUGUUAGUCCAUUAUGAACAGCUUGUCCUGCAUCCUGAGCGGUGGAUGAGAACGCUCUUAAAGUUUCUCCACAUCCCAUGGAACUACUCAGUAUUGCACCAUGAAGAGAUGAUCGGGAAGGCAGGGGGCGUGUCUCUGUCUAAGGUAGAGAGAUCGACAGACCAAGUCAUCAAACCAGUCAAUGUGGCAGCACUAUCAAAGUGGGUUGGGAAGAUACCCCCUGAUGUCUUACAGGACAUGGCAGUGAUUGCUCCCAUGCUGGCCAAGCUCGGGUACGACCCACAUGCCAAUCCACCCAGUUACGGAAAGCCGGACCCCAAAAUUCUUGAAAACACCAGAAGGGUCUAUAAAGGAGAAUUUCAGCUACCCGAUUUCCUUAAAGACAAACCACAGAAUGAACCCGGCGAGUAGAGAAGAGUGGAGACAUCUCCGUCACACCCAAGGAAGGAAUUCUGCCUUUUCAAGGGAUGGGUGAUCUCUAGCAACAUCCGUCCAUCCGUCUGUCCGUCCAGUGACUGGGACUUCCCGACCUGCGUCUCGGGCCUCUUUCUCUCUGUUCUCUCUCGUCCGUCACCUUCCCGUGUGUGGUUCCAUCACGUGCGCUGCAGCUGUCACAAAUGAAUUAUUUCUCUGCCAGGACACUCACGUACUUCAGUGGUAACAGAGUAAGAUAUUACGUGGAGUGAGGACAUUAGCAGGGGUAAAAGGUCAGGAGGAAAAAGAUGCCCACCUGGGCCAGAUCUCUGCUGCAGCUGCUCUGAUCCACAUCUUUCCUUAAUCUGAUUCUAAACCUUCGACCUGUAACAUGGAUUUCUCUAAAGAAGACUGAAGGAUCUAAGCGGGGGGGCUGGGGAGCUUUUGGAAUGGGUGGUCUGUGCUCGUCCCAAAUGUUUUGUAGAACAGUUGUUCCUGUUGAAAUCUUAUUAAUGUGGAUGAUGUUAAAUAGCUUAAUUAUUUAAAGAAUUAUGUGUUAUUUCUGAGAGGGUGGGGAAUCAUGUACAUUUACAAUUCAAUGACUUUUGUAUUUUAUUUUUCAAAAUAAAAGCUUUAAAUGUGAGGCUUCCCAGUGGUGCGUAGUAUGAUGCCAGAGCUGCUUCGUGC
Messenger RNA from Trichosurus vulpecula (common brushtail), 2023 nucleotides. RefSeq names its product tyrosylprotein sulfotransferase 1 (gene TPST1). Gene Ontology annotation, molecular function: protein-tyrosine sulfotransferase activity. Bases 221 to 1333 code for a protein of 370 amino acids. Gene Ontology annotation, biological process: peptidyl-tyrosine sulfation. The record is from RefSeq and is a predicted model, not a curated record. Gene Ontology annotation, cellular component: Golgi apparatus. The transcript is spliced from 7 exons. NCBI's taxonomy places the organism in Eukaryota, Metazoa, Chordata, Mammalia, Diprotodontia, Phalangeridae.